AACUCAUUCCUCCCGCGUGGUAGUACCGUAGGAAUUCAGGGGUCGCGUUACCAGUUGGUAAACAAGUGCAAGACCGACAAGAAUCCGAUCCAAGCAUUCUGUACAGACUGAGAAUAAAAGGAAGACCACCAAAGUGAAUAUCCUCUUGGGAACUGUCAAGUGCAGCAGUUGCCCACUUUGCCGCUGAACGUGGCUUGCGUUCUCGCUGCUCGUGCCACCGUCGUGUGACAACUCGGCUUCCUGCGAAUGUGUUCAUUGUAAAACAACAACACGGAAUAGAUCCAAGGAAACUCUCGAAGAAGUGCUCUGCCCAUUUCAACAAGUCAACGCACAGGCUUUGCAGAUCGACACUUGAUUCGUGGGGACGCCAGGUGAAAAGUAGAUACUGUUUCUGUACAAAGGCCCGCGAUCCACAAGUCGGCAGCACCUGUUGCAUUAUUCGCAUUUUCUCGCAGAAAUGAGGCACGUUCUCGAAAUCUCUACUCUCAGCCGCUUCGAAAGAUCUCGUGUACUUGUUGUUUUGACCUUUCUAAGGUCGCUGCACCAUUCCAGAAUAAGUCCGUCUCACUGGGAGCGCUGCGCUCGUUUGAAGUCCAGACGAAAAAUUUUAAUGGCUCUGAAGUUGUUAGGUCCCUACAUGGCCACUCAUAAAACAAAGCGAACAAUAGAUCUACGGGAGCCAACGCGAUCCGGUUGUUGGGGAACAUCUCCCGGCGUUGGAAUGUUUCUGCACCGGGCAGGUAGACCCAAGUUCUUUGUGGCUGCUGGACACCGCCAAGCCAGUGGGGAAGUGCUUAAGGCAGCGAGACAUGUCUGUCUUUCUAGAAGUAGAUCCACUGAUAUACUUACUGCGCAUCCUUGUCACCUCGAGGGCAAAUCCGCGUCUUCCACCUUAUCCCUACUCCAAGAUGAGAGAGUCUGUUCACCGCCAAGCAGAAAUGCUAGAAAGGGGAAUUCGAUACGGGUGCAGCUUCAACGAAGAGAGCUCGUUCCACUAGAUUUAGACGCUAUGUGGGGGUUAUCAGACCUAAUGCUACUCAACUGAAUGCAAUGCUAUACAGGGCCAUUGAACGGUGCGUUCGUCUCAGUGCUCGAGGCAGAGCACCGAAUGUCUGCGGUCCCUGAAACUUGCUUCGAGUAGCCUUGUGUUUUUGCAGCACGACGCCGAACAGGCGUUAACAAGGCACGCGACGGCAUUCCCCCUUUGCCCACGCCGUUUUUCCGACCGCGUCGGUACCGUGAGGACGCCUUGUCUCUGAGACAACGUCAUGAACUCGCCAGUUCUUCCGUGAAUUCGCUCUGUGCUCUCGCGUCCCAGACGACACAGAUGAAAAACAAGAGGGGCGGUCUUACAACACUUGGCUUUCCACGUCACUUUUCCGCGCUCCUGUACCGGCAAGCAAGCCACCUGUUCGUAUACGGGAACGCGUGGCUGGCAACUCUUUCCCUUUCUCCAGACCACGUUCCACUCAAGUAAUUCGUGCAGGGCUGCCGAAGCGGAAUGAAAGACUGGCAAGGCUUUUUUACAAGGCAUUGCCGCAUUUCCUGGUCUUCGUCUCUUGGCGCAGUUUCAGGACCCUCUCGGUGUCACAAAGCGAAAAACUGCGCACGAGGGACACUCUUUUCGCGGGGGUCGGAAAACGCACGCGGACCGUUCAGCGAGCCUUUUCGCUGGUCAUCUCGUGGCUUAAAAAACGUAGAGCGCGAGCCCGUCUCCUUGACUUCGCGGAAAGGACGCUUCUGCGCUCGACUUUCUUGCACAAACUGCGAUUUUUUGCCCCGUAAAACACAACUCGGGGCGCGCGGCUUCGCCUGGCGUUCACACGCGAAUUUCCCGUCUCUCGCGAAGACGCAGUCCCGCGUUGAGAAAAAGCGACCACGUUCGUG
This is a messenger RNA of Toxoplasma gondii ME49, 1887 nucleotides long. RefSeq lists its product as hypothetical. Lineage: Eukaryota; Apicomplexa; Conoidasida; Eucoccidiorida; Sarcocystidae. The transcript has a single exon. The record is from RefSeq and is a predicted model, not a curated record. The coding region runs from base 458 to 1045 and encodes 195 amino acids.